Molecule: messenger RNA, 2507 nt
Organism: Rhododendron vialii
Lineage: Eukaryota; Viridiplantae; Streptophyta; Magnoliopsida; Ericales; Ericaceae
Product: dolichyl-diphosphooligosaccharide--protein glycosyltransferase subunit 2-like
Exons: 20
Coding region: 109-2187 (692 amino acids)
Biological process (GO): protein N-linked glycosylation
Cellular component (GO): oligosaccharyltransferase complex; membrane
Source: RefSeq, a predicted model, not a curated record
GCUGUAUAUUCCUACCUUAUUCGGCUAUUCAGUAGUCAGUGACAGUCACAAAGAAGAGUCGAAGCACUGGUCGUUGGGGCGCAGAGACUCGGAAGCCUCCAUCUCGGGAUGGCCAGAAACUUGGGAUUCCUGGUUCUGAUUCUAUGCAUCACAUUGGUCUGCGAAGCUGCCGUAUUCCAUCCGAUCUCGGAUGCGCACCGAUCCGCCGCAUUAGAGCUCUUCACUCCGGUCGAUGGAUCCUUUGGAAGCUUGAAAGAAGCAUAUGAAGCUUUAAGAACAUUUGAGAUUCUUGGAAUUGGGAAAGAGCUUAAUAUAAGGGAUUCCACUUGCCCCUUUGUGGUGGAGACUCUUGGGUCUUCGUCUUCAAAUUCAUGGGAUAUGUUCUAUGCACUGGGGGUUAAUAGGCUACUAAAAUGCGAGAUUAAUGAGGAAGUUUACGCGGGCAUUGCUUCAAGACUAAAAGCCUAUGUAAAUGAUGCAAAUUCAUUACUCGACUUCUACUACUCUAUUGGAAGUUUGAGGCUUCUUAAGGACCUAACUUCUGAAAUUGAUGUGCUUCUAGUCGAUGCUGAUGGAAUUUUUCAAUCCAUAAAGGCGCUCAGCCAAAGUGAUGGUAGGUGGCGCUAUAGCUCUAACGACCCUGCAUCAUCGAGUACUUCUGCUGCUGGAGCAGCGCUUCAAACACUAGCUGGAGUUGUCUUGUUAGCAAGUUCUGAGAUUGAUCAGUCUCUGAUCGGAACUCUAACAAAUGAUAUAGUGAAGCUCUUUGACACUAUUGAGAAUUAUGAUGACGGGGCCUACUACUUUGAUGAGAAAGUUGCUGAUGCGCGUGAAUAUCAGGGUCCUCUUUCAGUUACUUCGCUCGUAGUUCGAGGGCUGACAGCUGUUGCUUCAGCUACUUCUGGAAGUAUAAAUUUGCCAGGGGACAAAAUAUUGGGUUUGGGAAAAUUUUUUCUUGCCAUUGGAAUUCCUGAUAGUGCCAAAGGCUUUUAUAGUCAAAUUGAGGCAUUAGCUUGCUUGGAAAGUAAUAGGGUUUCCAUUCCACUAAUUUUAUCUCUUCCAGCUACCGUGCUUUCUCUGACUAGAAAAGACCAGCUCAAGGUUAGGGUGACUACUGUAUUGGGAUCUAAAGCACCACCUCUGUCAGUAAAACUCAUACAAGCUUUCAAUUCUGGUUCAAAAGAUGCUUCUAUAAUCGAGAGCCAGGAACUCAAAUUUGAUUCAGAAAAUGAUGCCCAUUUAUUGGAUGUGGUACUAAAGAGUGUUGAUGCAGGCAAAUACCAUUUUGUAUUUGAGAUUGUGCUACAUGAUUCAGAGAACAAGAAUAUUUAUGCCACUGGGGGCCGAACGAAAGUGCCAAUAUAUGUCACAGGAGUUAUCAAAGUUGACAAUGCAGAAAUUUCAGUACUGGACAGUGAUCUUGGGAGUGUAGAAACUCAGAAGAAGCUAGAUUUACCUGGAGAGACGGCUCUUUCUUUAUCAGCAAAUCAUCUACAAAAGCUUCGUUUGUCCUUCCAAUUGACCACUCCUUUUGGGAGCCCCUUUCAACCACAUCAGGCUUUUCUAAAGUUGAGACAUGAGACCCAAGUUGAGCACAUCUUUGUCUUGGGGAACUCUGGGAAACAGUUUGAGAUAAUGCUAGAUUUUCUCGGACUGGUUGAUAAGUUUUUCUAUCUUUCGGGUAGAUAUGAUAUUCAACUUGCAGUUGGGGAUGCUGUCAUGGAGAAUUCUUAUUUAUUGGAGCUGGGCAAUAUUGAUUUAGAUCUCCCAGAACCACCUGAGAAGGCUUCCCGCGCUCCUCCACAACCUGUUGACCUUUAUUUGAGAUAUGGACCCAAAGCUGAGAUAACUCACAUCUUUAGAUCUCCAGAAAAGCGUCCACCUCCAGAGCUCUCUCUUGCAUUUUUUGCCCUUGUUCUCUUGCCAAUCCUUGGAUUUGUGGUUGGGCUAUUGCGUCUGGGUGUGAACUUGAAGAACUUCCCUACAGCAACAGUAUCUGCCACAUUUGCUAUCUUGUUCCAUCUCGGCAUUGCAGCAGUUCUCUUGCUCUAUGUGCUUUUCUGGGUGAAGUUGGAUCUAUUCACAACGUUGAAAGCGCUUGGUUUCUUGGGCAUCUUCUUGAUGUUUGUUGGGCACAGGACCCUUUCUCACCUUGCCUCAGCAUCAGCCAAGUUGAAAUCUGCCUGAGAAAAUUAGAGUUCUGUUUGCAAGGAAUAGCAUUCAGAAUGAGGAAAUACAACACCUGUAAACCGACAUGUGGGACAAAUCAUAUUGAUAAAGUUCUGUAACAAGAUACAAAUGAGUUAGUCAGAAGUUACAUCGAAACGAAAGCUUCCAUCUUCUAGGUCCUUUUCUUUCCAAGAUGACUCGAGAAUAACGAGAAUUUUAUCGUCAGUUGCCUGAACUGGCUUUGUGAAUCAUUUUUCAAGAGGGACCUGUGGUCUUGGAGCUUCUGUCGAAGUUAUUCUGGAGAAAUUUUAAGCUUUUUCCUCUCUGAGAAGAACCAA